This is a messenger RNA of Trypanosoma grayi, 879 nucleotides long. Its product is annotated as D-alanyl-glycyl endopeptidase-like protein. Bases 1 to 879 code for a protein of 292 amino acids. The record is from RefSeq and is a predicted model, not a curated record. Gene Ontology annotation, molecular function: ligase activity. Gene Ontology annotation, cellular component: cytoplasm. Lineage: Eukaryota; Euglenozoa; Kinetoplastea; Trypanosomatida; Trypanosomatidae. The transcript has a single exon.
AUGGUUUCUCCCGUUGCCAAGCAGCGUUUCAGGCUAGCAGUACCGGCCCUCAUUGCGGUGCUGCUGUUCGGCUACGUUCUCCUCGACACCUGGCGGCGCCGCGCCAGGCAGCCCGCCGUGCACCCCUACCGCGACGCCUUCAACCCGCUGGACCACUGCAACUCCCCGUACGACGCCGUCAUUGGCUACGCCCACGGCAUACCAGCCUUUAGCAACUGCCAUCGCCUCUGGACGACAGAGGUGCGCUCGUACGCAGCGCUGGGUGACCCGCUUGACGUGCGGAGAACCCCAAUCUCAGACAGUGUGGGCCUAUUCCGUGCGAUGGGUCACUGCUGGGACGCGGCAGAAUUCAUUACGCGCUUCUACUACUUUCAUCGUGGGAUUUUUUUCACCUUUAACGAGAAUGACUACGACGAAUACUGGUCGGGACUCUCGUUUGGGGAUCCAUUUGAAUCACAGCUCACCUACGAGGUCGUGCAGCUUCCAAACUAUGCAGAAGCCAAUACGAAGAAGGAGCGUAAGCGCCAGGCACCAAGGGUCGCGGAUAUUGUGGUGUGGUCGGCACAGCCUGAGCAGGACCUCCCGGUGGGCCACAUGGCGGUAGUGGUGGAUGUCGUGGAUGAUGUGAAGGCCGCGGGCGGCGAGACGCGACUCGUGGAGUUGCGGAAGAAACGGAUGCAACCGCUGCUGGUGUACAUUGCGGAGCAGAACUUUGACAACAAAGGCUGGGAGGGGCGGAACUACUCUCGUGUGCUGCGCUUCUCGUGGAGAAAGGAAACAGAAGCGGAGCUGCUGGAUCCCGACGGUCACUUCAUUAUCGGUCAUGCGCGCCCCGGAAAGGCGAAGUUGGAGGGGGAAAAUGAGAACUACGAUCUGUGA